Messenger RNA from Beauveria bassiana ARSEF 2860, 1314 nucleotides. RefSeq lists its product as uncharacterized. The transcript has 3 exons. The coding region runs from base 1 to 1314 and encodes 437 amino acids. Lineage: Eukaryota; Fungi; Ascomycota; Sordariomycetes; Hypocreales; Cordycipitaceae. The record is from RefSeq and is a predicted model, not a curated record.
AUGACUGGUGAACUGUUUGUUACGAGCAAGAGCGCCGGCUCUGGCUCACUUUGUGCGUUUUCGUGCAACACGGUCCGACAGCAAGCCAGCCCCCUUCUAGCCAUGCUCGUUUCAGGGAAAGUCAUGAAAGAGGUGGAGGCACGAAAUCAGAAUGGCUCAUGUGUCUAUCCCAUGAAGUGGUACAACUCCUCCGACGGCACCAUCACCUGCUGCAGCAUCGAUCCUUGCCGCCUCGAAACCUGCCUCAAACGGAGGAAGAUAGGCUCUGCAACGGCAUUUUCAACAAGAAUUUCAUCUUCAGCAACAGAAACUUCGUCGUCAUUUGCGUCGAAAACAAUCAUGUCGUUAGAUACUACUGGGCGGAUCACUGUCCAACCCAUCGACGAGGACACAAGCACAGAGCCAUCGCAACCGAGCACGUCCACAUCGUCGACUCGCUCGCCGUUCUCAUCACCCUCAUCACCCUCUUCGUCUUCUACUUCGUCAUCUUCCACCUCAUCUCCUCCUUCCAGCACAGCGUCUACAAUGCGAGCCUCCGGUGUUACACACACAAUUCCCAAUGAUUCCACCGUCACAGUGACAAGGCAUACCACUAUAACCCAGGAACUGCCCACAACCACGGCCAUGGACUCUGCAGCACCAUCCACCACCGACGUGGCCCAAGUACCUGACGUUUCUUCCAUCUUUGGGACGCCACCUCCUACAAACACACCAACAUCAACUUCAAAUCCACAGCAACCAGCCGGCGCCGUCAACACGGGCGCUGUUGUCGGUAUCGCUGUGGGCGGUGCGUUUGCUGCUGCUCUGGUAGCCGUCUUGCUUUGGCUGUGGAGGAGCCGCCGCAAUCGCGCGGCGGAGGAAGCAGAAGACGGGAGCGAGCCCAUGUUUGUGGAUAAGUCGAGGCUGCAUGACAGCAUCUUUGGCCGACGGCCCACGUCUGCCUCGCUGCCGAGGCACCCUACGCCGCAUGAAGCCACAGGACGAGGAUACGGCUAUGAUCCCUUUGCACCAUUCGGAGGGCGGGCUGAUCAACCAACCGGGACAAAGCCUCCACUGCCUCCCGACACAUUCGAGAUGGAUGGCCGAGAGAUUCAAGUUGUGGAACUUCCGGGCACGGCCAUGACGACCGCUGAUGGCGGCGCCGUGGAGAUGCAGAGACAAGACACGCGAUCAGUAGGGGCGGUUAAGCACCGCCCUAGCUCUGAUCCGCGAGCCACGCUUAACCACUUGCCCCAGGAUAAUGGACGGCCAACCUACAUCAACCAAUGGAACCAGUAUAAGGCGCUGGCAAGAAAUUCCCUGAACAGAUUGUAG